AUGAGUAACUCCUCGAAAGCUAAUAACGCCGCGAACUUCAAGCAGGGUGCUUUUAACCCCUCAGCCCCUCGCGGAGACCCAAUUACAGAUAAGGGUCAUCAACUCGGUCGCAAAAUCAAUGAGGCAGACCAGCACCCCGAAUACCACGCGCAGCCAUUCCCUUCCGGCGCAGCCCCAGCAAGCAAUUCCUAUCUCCCCGACCCCGUUUCCUCAAUCCCCGGUCAAGCCAACAACUUCAAUGUGAGCGCGGGACAAGAAGAUGAAGUCGCCACCUACACGUCGGCUGCGAAUACAUUACUAGGAGCCACUUCGGGUGAUGUGAACCGCGGCUUCGGGACACCGAUGCAGGGCCAGACCAUUAACGAGAUUAGACAUAACGGCGCACAUGGCCGCAAGAAGCAAGCGGCCAGCCUUGAAGGUGCUAGCUCCUCUAUGCAAGAGCACGAUAGUGGGGACCAGUUCGUGGACCAGCGUGCCCUCGAGCGAGAAUAG
This is a messenger RNA of Penicillium expansum, 492 nucleotides long. RefSeq lists its product as uncharacterized. The transcript is spliced from 2 exons. NCBI's taxonomy places the organism in Eukaryota, Fungi, Ascomycota, Eurotiomycetes, Eurotiales, Aspergillaceae. The coding region runs from base 1 to 492 and encodes 163 amino acids. The record is from RefSeq and is a predicted model, not a curated record.